UUCCUUUCGUCAGUGUGCAACCAUCCGUCAGUCUUCCCCUUCAGUAUUAAUACGCUUGAGCAUCCUUCAAACAAGGUCGUGCACCUUUGCCUGUCCGUUUGGCAAGCAAACAAAAAAGUAAUGUGGGUGAACCGUGGAAGCAGUGAAUCUUACAAGCCUCGCAUUGAGAAAGACGACGGAGGCGCUUGGGCACAACUUGAAAUCGUAGUGAUUCGCUGUUCUCAGACAAGAUGGAUAGUUCGCACGAGUUCUGUGUAGUGCGUGAUACUAGGUGCGCGAUUGAAAUUGACACGGCAAGCGCGCGAGAAUAUUUCGCCAGGUAAAUACGCGCACGAGACAACCUCGCGAUAAAGCCGCGAAAAUGAAUUCAACUGUCAGCAAGGAUCAGCACUGAUUUCUUCGAAAUGACUGAAUAUUUACACUCAGCUGCGCCUGUUUUAGCAAAAAUUCGGAAAUGAAUAUUAACAACACUCGAGGCACAUCGUAGAAUAACGUUGGUGACUUAAUAGUAUGUUAAAAUUGGACAAUAUCAGAUACGCUCUGAGGUCUCCUGAGGUCUUCAACGCUUACAAGACGGAGGCAACAACGAGUCCGAAAACGGACGAUCUGGGCAGCGAUUAAAAUAAGGUUGACCUUCCGUCAUUUGACCGGGGCAUCCUUCUUCUUAAAAUAAUCAUCACAGACUCGCAGAGCGGGUCUGUGAGCUGUGCAGUGUGGGACGCUGUCUGCCCUGUUGUCAUCAGACGUCAUGAGCUGGAGCUUCCUAACACGUCUGCUGGAGGAGAUCCAGCACCACUCCACGUCGGUGGGGAAACUCUGGCUCACCACGCUAGUUGUCUUCCGUAUCGUACUGACUGCGGUGGGCGGCGAGUCCAUAUACUACGAUGAGCAGAGCAAGUUCGUUUGCAACUCGGGUCAGCCGGGAUGUGAGAAUGUCUGCUAUGAUGCCUUUGCACCACUCUCGCACGUGCGAUUCUGGGUCUUCCAGAUCAUUCUGUCCGCACUGCCCUCUCUGCUCUACAUGGGCUACGCAGCCAAUAAGAUCUCCCACAAGGAGGAGUCACGGGGCGGAGCAGGGGCCGGGGCUUCAGCAGGGGGCGGAUACACCCAGCGGAGGCCAAGAAAGAUGUAUUUUGGGGCAAGGCAGCACCGAGCAGGACAUGAGGAUGGGGAAGAGGAGCGGGAAGAUGACCCCAUGAUCUACGAAGUGCCUGAGAUAGACACCUCACGGCGGGAGUUGGUGCCACCGCGACCCAAGCCCAAAGUGCGUCAUGAUGGACGGCGGCGUAUCCGAGACGAUGGGCUGAUGCGAGUGUAUGUUCUACAGCUGCUGACACGUUCCGCACUGGAGGCGGGCUUUCUGGCAGGACAGUAUCUGCUCUAUGGCUUUCGUGUAGAACCAAUCUUUGUGUGCUCAGAUAAGCCCUGCCCACACCAUGUGGACUGUUUCAUCUCACGCCCUACAGAAAAGACCAUCUUCCUCCGAAUCAUGUAUGGUGUCAGCUGCCUUUGCCUGCUACUUAAUGUGUGGGAAAUGAUUCACCUCGGAGUUGGAACCAUUAGCGAUGUUCUCCGCAAACGAAAUGCAACAGCAACUGAGGAUGAGUACCAACUGGGCCUGCUUACUGCAGGGUCUGUGUCUGUAGGAGUAGGUGGGCCAGCACUAAGUGAGGGAGAGCCAGGAGGUGGGGGAGGUGUUAGAGAAGCAGACUAUGUUGGUUAUCCAUUCUCAUGGAACACCCCUUCUGCACCACCGGGCUACAAUAUUGUGGUAAAGCCUGAGACCAUGCCAUACACAGACCUGAGCAAUGCCAAGAUGGCAUGCAAGCAGAACCGUGCCAACAUCGCACAGGAGGAGCAGCAGCAGUAUGGCUCCAAUGAAGACAACUUUCCAUCAGCAGGCGAGGUGCGGCCACUGCCGAUCAACAAAGACGUCAUACAGUUAGAGGCUGCCAUUCAAGCCUAUACCUUGCAGCACCAUGCCAAUAAUAACAACCACGAUGACCUGAACGACAACCAUGACAUUGAUGAAAAGCCUCAGAUUAACAUCACUACAGCACCACAAAAGGAGCGAAAGCACCGACCCAAGCAUGGAAAAUCUGGGAGCGCUGGAAGCAGCAGCAGCAGCAGCAGUAGUAGUAGCAAGUCAGGAGAAGGCAAACCAUCUGUCUGGAUCUGAUAUCCAUACACACAUGCCUGAGCACUAUACUCAGUGGACCGUUACAUUACAUAUAUUUAUAUUGAAGAAAUAUUUCAGGUUCAGUACAAGUUAAGCUCAAUCGACAGCAUUUGUGGCAUAGUGUUGAUUACCACAAACAUACAUUUCGUCUUGUCCCUCCUUUUCUUAAAAAAUUAAAUAAAAUAGCAAAAAUCAAAGUUACAGUGAGGCACUUAAAAUGGAAGUGAAUGGAGCCAAUUCAUAAAUGUUAAAAUACUCACUGUUUUAAAAGUGAGUCCAAAAUACAUAAACAAUAUGUGUGUUAAUGUGGUUUUAGUGUGAUAAAAUCAAUUAACCUUUUCUGUGUAAAGUAAUAACCAAUUUUACAACUUUGUUGCAACGACGAUGCAACGCUAUGACUUUACAGCUCAAAUAAUACACACAAAAGUUUUAACAGAAAAAUUAAUGUAAGUGCUUUUAAAAAAAUUAUAAACUUUAGCCUUUAAACCCUCCAAAAAUUGGCCCCAUUCACCUCUAUUGUAAGUGCCUCAAUCUAACUUUAAUUUUUGCCAAAAAAAAAAACAUUUUUUGUGGUAAUCAACAUUAUGCCACAAAUGCUGUCGAUUGAUCUUAACCCAGACUAUUCCUUUUAGUAUUAGAAGAUUAACAUACACUCAUGCAUUUAUACUUUCUUUUUUAAAACCAACCUUUUUUUAGAUGCAAAAUUUGGUGUGUAUCUCACAGACUAAGACCACACACAAUUGGAAAAUAUGCUGUAUAUCUUUUUGAAAUGCUUUAGGUGCCUUAAGGAAACUCUAAGAAUGAGAUGGAUUUUUCCUUUUCUUGAUCUUCCUAAAGUAAUCUUGGGUUCUCAAGAUUAUGUCUAGCUUUGAGAACAUCCGCAGUACAAGGCAGAAAAACCCAUUCGUUUUGAACUUUGUAGCUGUUUAGCAAAAAAAGUGGAGAAAGUCUUCCUGUCGGACCCAGUUGGAGCGAUGACACUUCAAUCCAAAUCCGAGCCAGCUGUCUUCCUGUUUUUAACGUUAAACAGUAACGUUUGUAUCACAGUGCUAAGUCGUAACAAUGCAAUGAUAUGUCAGUGCAUUUUACAUUACAAUGUGGUGGUGGUGGUACACUGUGGUCUUUAAGACUGCACAAAACUGAACAGUCCUUCUUCUGUGAAAUAAGCUGUAUAAAUCUACACUUACAAACACGCACACACACACAAAUACAAAUUUUAUUAUCCCCCACCCAUAUGGUAUGGGUGUUACAUCCAAAGAAGCCAUCGGUCUCAAUGUUUUUGAGAUCCAUGGAGUUUGAUUAGUUUCUGUGUUAUUACGUUCAGUUGAUGGAUUAAAAUCCCACUUUAAUCUUAUACUGGCCCCUGCUGGUUAAAAGAGUAAUUGCAGUCUAGGUGGUCACAGUCUUAUCAACCACACUAUAUACUGUAAAUACAUCUGAAAUAUUAAUUCAGGUGCAUUGUCACUGUCAUUUCAAUACUUGUGUAUUUAUGAGAACAUCUUUUGGCUAACAAACUUUAUAGAACUGAUCCAAGUUUUAACUUGGAUACGUUGAGAGUUUAACGGUGCUGCAGCCCCAUAAGAAAGCUGACAAAAUCCAGACAUUCUCCAAGAUAUGCAAUGUUCUGUAUAUAUCUACCUAAAGAUACAAACAAACACACUGGCCCACACUGUGUGAAGCGUCUUCCGUUUUCUCUUUUACUGCCACAUUCCAACUUGUGAGACUUUUGUUUGAUGUUUGAGUUGUGAAGACUGCCAUGGAAGACCAAGUACUGUUUGUCAAUAUAGACAAUAAAGACAUUGUGCAACUAUGCAGUCCUGCUGACUGAGGAAAACACGCCAUAGAUCACCGUUGUGUGUGCCUGUGUGUAGCUGAGGAUGAGGCCGAGAUGUGAAUGCAUGAAUGCAUGUGAGUAAUCUUGAUGAAUAAAUUAAAGAAACCCUUUACAUAUCAGCAAUUCAGCAAUACUUUUCAAUGCUGAAGAUUGUGGCAUUAGGUUCAAGGUUACUAUAAGCCAGACUAGACAUGUUUUUGUAUUUUUUUUAAAUGAUUAGGGUUUUUUUUUUUUUUUAUUAGCUUUUUUUAAUACAUGGAAUUCCAUUUAUCAGUGCAAAUAUAAUGAGGUAAAUAGGUUUUCUAUGAUUUUUUUAUGAUUUCAUUGUCUUUAAUAGCAAAAAAAAAAAAAAAAACGAGAGAGAGAGAAUUUUGGUGUACAUACUUGUUGUCUCCCAAUUGAAAUACACUUUCCAAUGUGCUUAGUGAAUUGUGCUUCUCCUUUGUUAUUUGAUGUUAUAUAGAUAGGUUAUUUUGUCUUUGUUUCCUCUUCUGAUGGUUAUAAUUUGUCCCUUUAAAGAGGGCCUUAUGAUUUUGCAUGGGAGGGGAAAUAAGAAAGGGAAUUUCCCCAGAGCUCUUUCUAAUGCAAAAUCACAAAACUGCAACAAAAAGGAUUCUGCAAAGUAGCUGUACUUUGACCUUUCUCUGUGUGGGUGCAAGUUUUAGUAGCUGUAUAUUCAAGAGCUCCAGAUGGUGUGAGUAGAGACCCCUCUGCUCCACAUCUGAGCACCACUUUUUGUGUGUGUGUUUGUUUGUAUGUGUGUUUGUGUGUGUGGAUUCUGGGUUAGGCAAGGCCAUUUUUUUAUCGAGAGUCUCAAAAAAAUAAUUUUUGUCAGUAGUCUAAGAAAAAAUAAACAAAGUAGUAAGCUACUUUACUUCUGAGUGUCUUUGGAUAUGAUACAUUGCUUUGACAGCAAGUCUUCUCAGCAGGGUCUGGUGGCAUUCUUGUUUCUGAUGGGUUUGUCUAUGUUUGUGAGCAUGGAAGCAUGUGUUUCUAUUUAUUGUACUUCCCUGGUUGUCAUCAUGCCACUUCAAACCCUAAUCUAUUUGAUAUGACCUUUGUUUGUGUUUCUAUAAAUGUUGUUGCUGUGUUUAAAAAUGAGGGAGAGAAA
Messenger RNA from Myxocyprinus asiaticus (Chinese sucker), 5124 nucleotides. Its product is annotated as gap junction gamma-1 protein-like. Bases 749 to 2179 code for a protein of 476 amino acids. Gene Ontology annotation, biological process: cell communication. The record is from RefSeq and is a predicted model, not a curated record. NCBI's taxonomy places the organism in Eukaryota, Metazoa, Chordata, Actinopteri, Cypriniformes, Catostomidae. Gene Ontology annotation, cellular component: connexin complex. The transcript has 2 exons.